Molecule: messenger RNA, 1558 nt
Organism: Aedes albopictus (Asian tiger mosquito)
Lineage: Eukaryota; Metazoa; Arthropoda; Insecta; Diptera; Culicidae
Gene: Tango4
Product: pleiotropic regulator 1
Exons: 4
Coding region: 119-1501 (460 amino acids)
Biological process (GO): mRNA splicing, via spliceosome
Cellular component (GO): Prp19 complex; precatalytic spliceosome; catalytic step 2 spliceosome
Molecular function (GO): protein binding
Source: RefSeq, a predicted model, not a curated record
AUCGCGCCACGGUUGUCAAAAAAAUUGUAAACAACACGCCGGCGACGAUUUGCGACGACAUUAUUCUCAUGUAAUAGCAUUAUUACGUUGACAAGUUUUACUACAAAGUGAGUGUGCUAUGGAGGAAGUGCAACGACAUUCGGUGCACACGCUGGUGUUCCGUUCCUUGAAGAGAACCCACGACUUUUUCGUGGCAAACCAAUCGCUGCUCCCGGAGCUGGACGAAAAGCUCGAAAAGUCCAAAUUUUCCAUCAAGGCACGUGAUUCCUACGGGCUGGUAUUGGAUCGCGCUGCGAAUGCCAAGAAUGUGUCCAUCAGACGGAACGAAAUGAUUAGACAGGAUUCCGGAGCGAAUCCAACUCAGGAGCACAUGCUGGCGAUCACUGCCGGAGGUGAACAGGACCAGGGCGCCAACACUCAAACCGCGCUUUUGCCAGUGGGGAACGCACAGAGCGGCCACAAUGCUAAUUCCAACACUGUUCAGAUAUUGCCCAAGAAGGCACCCACAAUCCCGAAACCCAAAUGGCAUGCCCCGUGGAAGUUGUGUCGUGUCAUCUCCGGCCACUUGGGAUGGGUUCGGUGCGUCGCCGUGGAACCGGGUAACGAAUGGUUUGCCACUGGAGCCGCGGACCGGGUCAUCAAGGUAUGGGACUUGGCCAGCGGCAAGCUGAAGCUCUCGCUGACCGGUCACGUAAGUACCGUCCGGGGGCUCUGCGUGAGUCCACGGCAUCCGUAUCUUUUCAGCUGCGGGGAGGAUCGGCAGGUCAAAUGUUGGGAUUUGGAGUACAAUAAGGUCAUCCGGCAUUACCACGGGCAUUUGUCGGCGGUUUACACGAUGGCGCUCCAUCCGACCAUCGAUGUCCUGGUGACGGCUGGGCGGGAUUCGACAGCUCGGGUGUGGGACAUGCGAACGAAGGCAAAUAUUCACACGCUGGGCGGCCAUACCAAUACGGUGGCCAGUGUGGUUUGCCAGGCGGCCAAUCCGCAGGUGAUAACCGGUAGUCACGACUCGACCGUGCGCCUGUGGGAUCUUGCAGCAGGAAAGAGCAUGUGCACGCUGACCAAUCACAAGAAGAGUGUCCGAAGCAUCGUGCUGCAUCCGUCGCUCUACAUGUUUGCGUCGGCCUCGCCGGACAACAUCAAGCAGUGGCGCUGCCCGGAAGGAAAUUUCAUUCAGAAUCUGAACGGUCACAACUCGAUCGUAAACACAAUGGCGGUAAAUCCAGAGGGAGUGCUGGUGUCUGGCGGCGACAACGGAACCAUGUUCUUUUGGGACUGGCGUACGGGGUACAACUUCCAGCGCUUCCAGGCGGCGGUUCAGCCGGGCUCGAUGGACAGCGAGGCGGGAAUCUUCGCCAUGACGUUCGAUAUGUCCGGCUCGAGGCUGAUCACAACCGAGGCCGAUAAGACGAUCAAGAUCUAUAAGGAGGAUGACGAGGCGACGGAGGAGUCGCACCCGGUCAACUGGCGACCGGAGAUUAUCAAGCGAAGGAAGUAUUAAGGACGGGAGCGAUUUUUACAUUUUUUCUGAAUACCUUAUUACAGCUCUAAGGUGAAA